Messenger RNA from Harpegnathos saltator (Jerdon's jumping ant), 1600 nucleotides. Its product is annotated as juvenile hormone acid O-methyltransferase-like. Lineage: Eukaryota; Metazoa; Arthropoda; Insecta; Hymenoptera; Formicidae. The transcript has 6 exons. Bases 487 to 1326 code for a protein of 279 amino acids. The record is from RefSeq and is a predicted model, not a curated record.
UCUUAUUUCCUAUAAAAUAAUCUUCUGUAACAUUUCCCCCAAAACCCCAUUCUCUCAACCGAGCUAACUUUUUAAGAAAAGUCAAAAGCUUCAUUCACUUCUCGCCGAUCCAGCACUCAGGAUAGACGCUUCUUUCCAGCACCCCUUCAGGGUUUCUUAACAAUCAAGCCAACUUGUGGCUUAGACCGACCAGUAUUCUUCAUUUGUUAAUUAUUCGGUGCAACGAUCUUGUGCCUUCUUGGACCAUUGAGAGCGAUCCUGCCGAAACCAGCUGCCUGUUCUUGGCGCAGAACUUGAGGCAUCUACCCUCACGGAGACAUAGCAACCACACCUUUCAUUGUCUACUAAGAUCAGAGAAGUCCAGCAAGGCAUCUGUUUGUUUCCCGAAACAUUAUCCGAAAUUACUGAGAAGUGAAGAAUAAAGGAGAAGUAGAGAAAGGAGAUAAUAUUCCGAAAUAACAUACGAAUUAGUAUUUUCAAUCCAACAUGGUAAAUCCGUCGGAAUAUAGCCAAGUGAACAACAUGUCACGUACUUUCGUACGGCGCUUAAUUGACGAGUUUGAAGAAGAAAUAAAAUGUAUGUCGGGAAAGUGUAUGGACAUUGGUUGUGGUCCCGGUGACACUACAAAAGAUAUUCUCCUAUCCGCACUCGACGCAAAAGCGGUAGUCACUGGUACGGAUAUCUCGGAGAGUAUGAUUACACACGCCAAGAAAGUAUACGGUGACGAGAUACGACUCAAUUUCGACAUACUUAAUAUUGAAACAAAAGAGCUGCCAAAAAAAUAUAUUUCUCAGUACGAUCACGCAUUCACAUUUCAUGUUCUGAAUUGGUGCCAAGAUAUUCGACAAGCAAUUGAGAAUAUAUAUCAUUUACUUCGACCUGGCGGAACUGUAUUAUCACUAACAGUCGUGUCUCACGACGUAUUUGAUAUCCUACAUAAAUUGUCGCAAGAUGUACGCUACAAGUCAUAUAUAAAGCAUAUAAAUCAUUUCAUUCCGCCGUUUUACAACUCUCUUCAACCUCAGAAAGAAUUAAAAACGUUGCUCAAAAGUAUUGGCUUUAAUGUACUUCACUGCAGCCAUCGUGAAAGAACAUUACUCGCUGAAGAUAUUCGCCCAUUCAUACUUAUGAUUCUAUCUUUCGUGACACAAUAUUUGGAAAACAUGCCCCACGAGCGAAUGGAACAAUUCAAAAACGACUUUUCACAGGAAUAUACAAGAAGAAGAUUUGUCUAUAAAUGUACGCGCGGACGAGAUGAAAGGAUUAUAUCAGAUUUACAUGAAACAUUAGUUUUUUAUGCACAAAAAAGUAAUGAUAUAUGCUAAAAAAUAUGCGUUUAUAUGCGAUCGUGCAGUGUCGUCGAUGUUCGUUUUUAUAUCAAAAUAAAGUACAUUUUACUUACUUUUUACCACUACUAGAACACUACAAGCUAGAACACUACAAGCGCGCGCUACGCGCGCGCCAUUUUAGCUUAUUCAUAUUAAAGUUCAGAAUAAAUAUUAUAAAUCAAAAAUAAUCCCUGGAGUAUAAGUUCGAUAAUAUCCGACUCCAACAUACGAUGUAUUAGGCGCAUACAGUUUGAAAUUCCAUGACACAUAU